GUAUAUACUAUGCCCCUGACUACCCUACCCUACAGGAGUACAGAGACUAUAUAGAGACACUACCUAUUAAUGAUGAACCAGAGAUCUUUGGCAUGCACGAGAAUGCCAACAUUGCUUUCCAGGCAGAGGAGACUAACCACUUGAUCCAGACCAUUCUGGACGUCCAGCCCCGUCAGUCUAGUGGUGGAACCGGAAAGUCUAAUGAUGAGAUCGUGUACGAGUUAGCAGAGAGCAUUCUGGGUAAACUGAUGGACAAACUGGACAUUGAGCAGGCCAAUCAGGAAAUGUUUGAGCCGGACAAGAAAGGUCGACUGAAUUCACUGACCACCGUGCUGACCCAGGAAGUGGACAGAUUUAACAAGCUUUUGAAGGUCAUCAAGAACUCUUUGGAUCAGCUGAAGAAGGCCAUUAAAGGUUUUGUUGUGAUGAGUGACGAGUUAGAGCUUGUCUACCAAGCCUUCAUCAACAGUCAGGUCCCCAGCCUGUGGGCCAAUGCCGCCUACCCCUCCCUGAAGCCCCUGGGUAGCUGGGUCAAUGACCUCAUUUACAGGUGUGCCUUCAUUGAUAACUGGGUCAGGCACGGACAGCCCAAGUCUUUCUGGAUGUCUGUCUUCUUCUUCCCACAAGGAUUCUUGACUGGUACCCUACAGAACUAUGCCAGGAGGUACAACCUUCCCAUAGAUCACCUGACCUUCCAUUUCCACCCCCUCCCUCACUUCCGGGAGCAGAAGGAGGUCACCGCUCAGAUGGCAGAACUCAAAUUCGGAGAGGAGAUCGAACUGGACAAAGAACUGCCCACUCCUCAAGAUGGUGUGCUGGUCCAUGGAAUGUUUAUGGAUGGGUUCCGCUGGGAUGAGAAGGAAAUGGUGGUCACAGACUCCAUUAAAGGCAUAAUGAACUCGGCCCUGUGUAUGUUCCACAUGGAGCCUAAGAUGGACUUUGUGCCUGACGAGGCAGAUUACAUCGCCCCACUGUACAAGACAUCAGCCAAGGCUGGAGUCCUGUCCACAACAGGACAUUCCACUAACUUUGUGGUGUUUGUUCACCUGCCUUCUAAGCAGCCUCAAGACUACUGGAUAUCCAAAGGGGCUGCCCUCUUGUGUCAACUGAAUGACUAAAGGGCAGACAACUCUAAAGCAUUUAAAUGGAACUUUUGUUUGUAACAGUGCUUAGCUUAUAUUGCACAAUGAAUGUGAAAGUUGAAAAAAAAUUGUACAUAGAGAUUCCACAAAUAUUCCGUCCUUCAAGAUUUUAUUUAUUUGUUAUAAGAACUGUGAUAAUUUUACAUGUAUUGGAGUGCAUUUUUGAUUUUAUUUCUAUUAGAUUCAUGAUAUACUUUUGUAUAUAAAUAUGUAUUUUUGUUGACUUAAAAGAUGUCUUUUCUAAUAAGUGCAAGUUGUUAGAUGAAAGCCUUAAAUCUGUAUUUUCUCAGAAAUUAUUUAUUUUUAUUUUAUUUUAUUAUCUGACUGAU
Saccostrea cuccullata (small rock oyster) is the source of this 1471-nucleotide messenger RNA. RefSeq names its product dynein axonemal heavy chain 6-like. The transcript has 5 exons. The annotation marks the transcript as partial. The record is from RefSeq and is a predicted model, not a curated record. Lineage: Eukaryota; Metazoa; Mollusca; Bivalvia; Ostreida; Ostreidae. Gene Ontology annotation, molecular function: dynein intermediate chain binding; dynein light intermediate chain binding; minus-end-directed microtubule motor activity. Gene Ontology annotation, cellular component: dynein complex. Gene Ontology annotation, biological process: microtubule-based movement.